AUGGAGAGCGAGGGUCUGGAUCACUGGAGAAGCUACUUUAAGAGUGCGAGCUCGAGCAUUUUUGAGGUGAUCGAGCAUGGAAUCAUGGUGGCGGCUAAGGAUUGUCCAGAGGAGUUCAGGCUCAAGCGAGGUAAGAUUGCGGAGAAGCUUUACUCUUGCCAAUUUGCAGGCAAUUCUGGGUGCGAUUGUGUGGAGGUUUCAAUGAAGAAUGAGGACGUCAAUGUUGAGAAAAGGGAAGGUGGAGGCGACGAGAGAGAGGUGGGUGGCAAUGGUGAUGUUCCCAAGGCUGAUUGUGGACAGAAGACUAAGGAUGACGGCAAUGUACCUGAGCAUGCAGUGAUCCAAAUGAGAAAUCGAAAUGACCCCAAAGGGAAGGCAAUGGAGGAUGAGGAUCAUGAGGUUGAUGAAGAGAAUGAAAUACUUGGGGAGGUUCUGAGAAUCAAAGAGCUUAUUACCAGCAGUCCAAAUGAGUCUGAAAGAGUGUUAUUCGAUGCUUUAAAGAGACUUCAAUUGAUGCCUAUUUCUGUCAAGAUCCUGCAGGUUGGAAAUGAAUCUACUGUCAGAGGAUGGCAACUUGUGGUAGACCAAUGGGUCUCUGCUAUGGAGGCUGUCUCUGCUGUAGAAGAUGUUUCAGGUUCAGCUGCCGACUCCAACCCUUGUGCAGUAGAUGAAAAAGAGCUCCCUUCACUCCCAUUGAAUGAUCAAGAGUUCCCUUCGCUCCCAUGGAAUGAAAAUGAGCUCCUUUUUGUCCCCAUGCGUGAAGAAGAUAUCUUCCCUACUCAAACUGCUUCAGAAGACUGUCUAGAAACAUUCUUUGAUGGCCUUGAUGAGGAUGGAAAUCCCAUAAGCACUGAGGAUGACGAAGGAGAAAGGAUGGAGCAAGAGCCUGCUGUGAAGCCAGUGGAGGUCCCCAAUAUUAAUCUCUCAACUACCAACCUGGGGCCAGGCAGACGUCUAAAACCAAGUUUAGAGACAAAGCUCAAUAAUGAAACCGAGUCUCAGCAGAAGUCUGACAAGUUUGCAAUAACAAAGCGACAGGGAACAAGUCAAUAUGAGGUAUGUAUCACUAGUAUGAACGCCUUGACGUUUCAACUCAAAAAGUCCUUAGCCAUCUAA
Vitis riparia (riverbank grape) is the source of this 1116-nucleotide messenger RNA. Its product is annotated as probable mediator of RNA polymerase II transcription subunit 26b. The record is from RefSeq and is a predicted model, not a curated record. Bases 1 to 1116 code for a protein of 371 amino acids. The transcript is spliced from 6 exons. Lineage: Eukaryota; Viridiplantae; Streptophyta; Magnoliopsida; Vitales; Vitaceae.